UUACAGGUGUGAGCCACUGUGCCCGGCCAUCGGAGUUUUAUAUUUUAUUGCCAACAUCUAAUCUAAGGCUCUGCUCCACGCUGAAUGCUCAUUGGCUGUUCGUACCUUGUUACAGAAGUUCCUGACGGUCCUUUCGUCUGUGUAUAUUGCCAGGGGCCUUUGGUAACCUGAAAUUCCCUUAUGGUGAGGCAGCAGGAAGCAGAGAAACCUAGCAGAGACAGAACCUUGGGGCUCUCUCCUUUAUCUUUGGUCAUAAUUGUCCAACUUCAAAAUAAAUUCUGCAACACCACUAGUCACCAGGGUUAUCAUCCUAUCAAAGGGUGUUUGAUGUUGUCAGUUUAAGGGAUUAAAAUAAGUAACUUCCACACAAGAGGUAGACAAGCAAUACCAACCUGAGAACGAGAGCCAAGUACUGGGAAGGCUCGAAUCACCUGCAUCACCUUCGGAAUGGCACUGCAUUACUCAAAAUUGAGAAUGUUCUCGUGCACAGAAUGCUGAGAUUCAUGUCAAUGAACUGAUGUUAGGUUGUUCUGCAGGAAAACAUAGUAAAUAUUAUCAUUUAUGGCAUAAAAAUAUGUUUUCAGAUGACUCUAGGCUAAGAGCAAUGAAACAAUGAAGAGAAAAAAUGAUCUUUUGACCCAGAUCUAGAUUGUUCUACCCUUAAAGUAUUUAAGAUGGUGAUAAGCACAUGUCUAAAUUACCUGACUUCUCUGAUAGUCAAAUGCGAAAAAAAAUCAGACGAGAAAGGGAUAAAGUUGAAGUUUUAAAAAAUUCAUAUUAGGAAAAUUAGAAAUACAUGAAAUUUCAUCUGAAAUCAACCAGAGACUUGGAUCCUGUUCUGCUUGAGUUUUACAUCAUGCAAUACAAAUUAAAUACGUUGCUGAUAAAAUGGACCCAAAGCUUCCUAUUGAAUUAUAUAAAAUGAGCUUUCUAUCAUUGUCCUCACCUUUGAAAAAUAGGAUUUUCAUAAAUCACACUAUUUUCCUAAUAACCCUAACUUCAAACAGUUCAAUUUUUAUUUAAAGGAAAGCAAUUUCCCAAAUGGCAUUUAGUUAGAACAGGUGCUGUUCCAUUGACAACUUUUAAACGGUUGGAAUUAGCUUUGACAUCUGGAUGCCAGAGCUAAUCAGGGGGCGUUUUCUCUUUUUCUAUCUGUACUCACUAUCUGAAGCCCAGUUUACAGCUUCUGAGUGUAUUUUGUACCUCGUUAAAUGUUUUUGGCAUCCUCUAUAGCAUAUUGGCCAGUAUGAUUCAUCCUUUCUUUGAGCACAAUUAGCUGUGAAAACAGAUCUUAGGACAGACUCCCUCCCCCGCCCCAAAGGAUUACUGAAGGUAGGAAAUGCAGGUGAUUAUCAGAGUUUGCCUUUGAUACAGACAUCCUGCUCUGCCUUGGCCCUUUGAACUAACUUUGAUAUGCAAUAAUUAAGAGGGAUUCAACCCCUGGAGGAGAAGCCUCAUGGCCCUGCCUCUUCUCUCCUUCUAUUGAGUCCUUGUUUUGAACUAUUGAUCAAACAGAUUUGAAGGGAUUUGUUGAAGCCUGUGUGGGGUAGGAGGAAGGAACAGAGUCGGGAGGAGGCACAUCUGGUUAUAAAUAGUUUCAGGAGGAACCUGCUGGUCAGACCUGGCUCAGCUGAUUUCAAGCACCUUACUCAGACAAAAUUUUGCUUCUCUUUCAGAAAAAGCAGUGAUAAACUGACGACGUGCUGAGCUGCCAGCUUGGUGGAUGCUCUGCUGUGGGUGGAGAGCAGCCUCGCUUCGGGGACACACAGUGCUGGGACCCUCCGGGAGCCUGGGGAUUGAAGGAUGGUGGCAGCCGUCCUGCUGGGACUGAGCUGGCUCUGCUCUCCCCUGGGAGCUCUGGUCCUGGACUUCAACAACAUCAGGAGCUCUGCCGAUCUGCACAGGGCCGGGAAGGGCUCACAGUGCCUGUCUGACAUGGACUGCAAUACCAGAAAGUUCUGCCUCCAGCCCCACGAUGAGAUGCCGUUCUGUGCUACGUGUCGUGGGUUGCGGAGGAGAUGCCAGCGAGAUGCCAUGUGCUGCCCUGGGACAUUCUGUGUGAAUGAUGUGUGUACUGCAAUGGAAGAUGCAACCCCAAUAUUGGAAAGACAGCCUGACGAGCAAGAUGGCACAGAUGCAGAAGGAGCAACUGGGCACCCAGUUCAGGAAAACCAACCCAAGAGGAAGCCAAGUAUUAAGAAAUCACAGGGCAGGAAGGGACAAGAAGGAGAAAGUUGUCUGAGAACUUUUGACUGUGGCCCUGGACUUUGCUGUGCUCGUCAUUUUUGGACGAAAAUUUGUAAGCCAGUCCUUUUGGAGGGACAGGUCUGCUCCAGGAGAGGGCAUAAAGACACUGCUCAAGCUCCAGAAAUCUUCCAGCGUUGCGACUGUGGCCCUGGACUACUGUGUCGAAGCCAACUGGCCGGCGAUGGGCAGCAUCCACGGUUAAGAGUAUGCCAAAAAAUUGAAAAGCUAUAAAUAUCUCAACGUAAAGAAGAAUCCUCAUUGCAUUCGGGCUCAGUCUUGGACAUGAACUUUCAAAUGUCUCCAUACAGAUCUCUCCUGAAAUCAAAUCUUGCAGCAAGCAAAAUAGCCUGAAACUAGAGAACUGAGAUGAUGGCUUUGUGAUGAAUGAGACUAGCAUUAGCUUUUUGUCUGUUUUUCCAGAAAACCAAUGAGAUUCUGUAACAAAAAAAUUUAUUUCUAAUCUAAGGGCUCCAUUAAUUCAAAUCUUUAAGAAUUGAAAUUGUAUAUAUUUAAGGUAUACAGCGUGAUGUUUUGAAAUACAUAUACUAUAGUUGAGCUACAGCUCUCUCUCCAAAUAAAUCUUUAAGCAAUUUCUGGUGAAGGCUGGUGCCUGACAGUAUCCUAGGGGGGAAAAAUGAUGGCAUCUGAAGUUAAAAGGAAAUUAAUUCUUUUAUCUUCCCAGGGAAAAUUAUCACAACAAAUACUGUAUUUUUCCUUAAAAACCCUAUUGUUUAUUUCCAUUCAUUUCUUGGAAAGGAAAUGGCAUUUCACUACAAAAUAAUUUGGUUAAUAAAGAAGUUUCAAAAAGUAA
Molecule: messenger RNA, 3058 nt
Organism: Sapajus apella (tufted capuchin)
Lineage: Eukaryota; Metazoa; Chordata; Mammalia; Primates; Cebidae
Gene: DKK4
Product: dickkopf WNT signaling pathway inhibitor 4
Exons: 4
Coding region: 1804-2478 (224 amino acids)
Biological process (GO): negative regulation of canonical Wnt signaling pathway; multicellular organism development
Cellular component (GO): extracellular region
Molecular function (GO): receptor antagonist activity; co-receptor binding
Source: RefSeq, a predicted model, not a curated record